Messenger RNA from Strongylocentrotus purpuratus (purple sea urchin), 1404 nucleotides. RefSeq names its product deleted in malignant brain tumors 1 protein-like. Gene Ontology annotation, cellular component: membrane. The record is from RefSeq and is a predicted model, not a curated record. NCBI's taxonomy places the organism in Eukaryota, Metazoa, Echinodermata, Echinoidea, Camarodonta, Strongylocentrotidae. The coding region runs from base 1 to 1404 and encodes 467 amino acids. The transcript is spliced from 6 exons.
AUGAGGCUCAUCGAUGGAUCCAGCAAAGCUGAAGGCAGAGUGGAGGUCUUCUACGAUGGAUCCUGGGGAACUAUCUGUGAUAAUGGUUGGGAUCUACGAGACGCGAGGGUUGUCUGCAGAAUGCUGGGGUUCAAGGGAGCCUUGGACGCACCUACAUCGGCAAGGUUCGGUCAGGGAUCUGAGGAUAUACUUCUCGAUCUUGUCGGCUGUGAUGGAACUGAGGGGAAUCUAGCGGAAUCUUAUCCAAACUCUGUUGGAGUACGGCUCGUGGGUGGAUCUAACAGUUCUGAAGGCAGAGUGGAGAUCAUGUAUAACGGCACCUGGGGAACGGUCUGCGGCGAUGGCUGGGAUUUGAAAGAUGCAAAGGUCGUAUGCAGAAUGCUGGGAUUUGGCGACGCCUCAGCUGCACCAGGUUCAGCCAAGUUUGGCGAGGGGUCCGAUGAAAUCCUUCUGUCUCUUGUCGGGUGCGAUGGGACGGAAAACAACCUCGCAGAAUGCGCACAUCUAGGGUUCGGAGUGCACAACUGCCAUCAUGGAGAAGACGCUGGGGUCACGUGCCUCUUAGGAGUUCGACUUGUCGGUGGAGCCAAUAAAUAUGAAGGAACAGUUGAGAUACUACACGAAGGGUCUUGGGGGACUGUAUGCGACGAUUUAUGGGACAUAGACGACGCUAAGGUUGUGUGUCGACAGUUAGGAUUUGAUGGGGCUUUAGCUGCUCUACCCACAGCAAGAUUUGGCCAAGGUUCUGGUGAAGUCUUGCUCGAAGGUGUUCAGUGCAAUGGGACAGAAGCCAGCCUCAUAGACUGCAAUCAUAAAGGGAUAAGAGAACAUAAUUGCGGGCACAAAGAAGAUGCCGGCGUCUCAUGCAUGCGUGUUGCUCGUGAAGAUAUUACUGGAAGUUACGAUCCUGUCACUUCUGAUGUUACAAAACUUCCUACCAGCUAUCGGAUGUCAGCUACUGAUGUUCUGAUGCCAGCUGCUGACGCCACUACAGCAAGGGUGGUUUGCAGGAUGCUGGGGUUCGACGGUGCUCUAGACGCGCAACGAUCGGCUAGGUUCGGUCCGGGUUCCGGUGACAUUCUUUACAUCGACUGUUUUGGAUCAGAAGACAGCCUGUCAGACUGUUUAGCUUGGGUUGACUCUUCCUGUGAGCAUCACAUGGAUGUAGGUGCCGUGUGUUACUCAGGAGCCCACCCCGAGCCAUUUAAAGUUCGUCUUGUCGGUGGGUCUAACGAUGCUGAAGGCACAGUAGAAGUACUGUAUGAUGAAUCCUGGGGAACUAUCUGUCAUGAUGGCUGGGAUCUGAGAGAUGCGAGGUGGUUUGUAGAAUGCUGGGGUUUGGUGGAGCCUUGGACGCACCGGGAUCUGCUAGGUUUGGUCAGGGCUCUGGCCGCAUUCUUCUGA